Camellia sinensis is the source of this 1141-nucleotide messenger RNA. RefSeq names its product small ribosomal subunit protein eS4x. NCBI's taxonomy places the organism in Eukaryota, Viridiplantae, Streptophyta, Magnoliopsida, Ericales, Theaceae. The record is from RefSeq and is a predicted model, not a curated record. Gene Ontology annotation, cellular component: ribosome; cytosolic small ribosomal subunit. Gene Ontology annotation, molecular function: RNA binding; structural constituent of ribosome. Gene Ontology annotation, biological process: translation.
CAAAAUGCCCUUAGGUCUGUGAUAUAUAAUCACUUGGCUAGGGUUUAGCAACCCUCCAUUCUUCCCAAAGCUCGAAGAACGCGGCCGAUACGAGAGGCACAUAGGAGUCGUCAAGUCUCGAGGGUACUGUUCUCUGAGCUUCCGGAACAACCAUGGCAAGAGGUUUGAAGAAGCAUUUGAAGAGGCUCAAUGCCCCAAAACAUUGGAUGCUUGACAAGCUUGGUGGUGCAUUUGCACCUAAGCCAUCAUCUGGUCCUCAUAAAUCGAGGGAAUGCCUGCCCUUGAUUCUUAUCCUGCGUAACAGGCUGAAAUAUGCUCUCACAUACCGUGAAGUCAUUUCAAUCUUGAUGCAACGUCAUAUUCUUGUUGAUGGGAAGGUUAGGACAGAUAAGACCUACCCUUCUGGUUUCAUGGAUGUUGUAUCUAUUCCCAAGACAAACGAGAAUUUCCGUCUCCUUUAUGAUACAAAGGGUCGAUUCCGUCUCCAUUCCAUCAGAGAUGAAGAGGCCAAGUUCAAGCUUUGCAAAGUUCGCUCUGUUCAGUUUGGGCAGAAAGGUAUCCCAUACAUCAACACUUAUGAUGGGCGGACUAUUCGCUACCCUGACCCCCUUAUCAAGGCCAAUGAUACCAUCAAACUUGACCUAGAGACAAACAAGAUCACUGAUUUCAUAAAGUUUGAUGUUGGGAAUGUUGUCAUGGUGACUGGAGGAAGGAAUAGGGGCCGUGUUGGUGUCAUCAAGAACAGGGAGAAGCAUAAGGGAAACUUUGACACCAUUCACGUUCAGGAUGCCACUGGUCAUGAGUUUGCUACUCGAAUGGGCAAUGUGUUCACCAUUGGAAAAGGUACAAAGCCGUGGGUUUCUCUUCCCAAGGGCAAGGGUAUCAAAUUGUCUAUCAUUGAGGAGGCUAGAAAGAGGCUUGCUGCCCAAGCAGGUGCAGCUGCUUAAAUUUUAUGAAUCAAGAGUUGUUGCAGCCCGGAUUGUGAUAGAAAACUUAUGUUUUGUUCUUUUUAUUUCUUAGUUACAGUAUUGAACUAAAUUUUGUUGCUGCGAAUUUUGUUGAGACUUUGUUGGGUGAUUUAGAAAUUGAAGAAUGUUGGUCAUUUUCCAUAUUUCCAGAGAUGAUUUAUUUGUUGUGUCUC